AACGCUGCUAUACACAGCCACCAUAUUUCAUUUUGAUGAACUUUCACAUUGUCAGGUCUAAGUACUCUACUAAAUGAAUCAUGCAACAUGUGAAUUAGCUUUUGAUUUUGUUAAUGGGCGUAAUUAUGAACAUUGCCAUAUCGGCUCGUGACCGGGAAAAGUGGUGUAGAGUACUUAAGUAAAAAUACUUUAAAGUAAUUAAGUCAUUUUUUUGAGUAUCUGUACUUUGUUUAAUAUUUUUUAUUUUUGACAACUUUUACUUUUACUUCAAUACUGGUUGGCUUAAAAUAAGGAAUAAGAAAUUAUUUAUACUUUCACUUGUACUUUUGAAGUAUAUUUUAGCAAUUACAUUUACUUUUGAUACUUAAGUGUAUUUAAAACCAAAUACUUUUAGACUUUUACUCAAGUAAUACUUUACUGGGUGACUUUCACUUUUACUUGAGUAAUUGUCUAUUUCGGUAUCUUUACAUUUACUCAAGUAUGACAAUAGAGUACUUUUUCCACCACUGCUGGGGAGGAGCUUGGCCAUGCAGUGCAAUUUGCUUGCAAUUGGUACGUCAGCCCCUAAUCUUUUCAUGUCCGUUAUAAAAACAGUGUUGCCUAAAGGAAGUCAGUUGUGCAUGGGCAGAGGCAUAUUUGUCAAAUUUGCAACAGCAGCAGCAAUUUGCAACAGCAGCAGCAGCAGCAGCACCAGCAGCAGCAGCAGCAGCAGCAGCACUACUACUACUACUACUACUACUACUUGAGUUUUAGUUUAUACAUUUUGAGGAAUCUCCAGUUUCAAGAAUCAAAACAUCAACAUGGGAUCUCAUGAAAUGGCAAGAGAACUGCCAUACAUGAACAACUAUAAGUCCAUCAUAAAGCGAGUGGGGCAUAACCAUGGAGUGGAGCCAUCCAUCAUAGCUGGGAUCAUCUCACGAGAGACCAGGGCUGGGACAGGAGCAGGACUGGUCAAUGGUUGGGGGGACAAUGGAAAUGCAUUUGGACUCAUGCAGGUUGACAAAAACUGGCACGUUCCACUGGGGGGAUGGGACAGUGAGGAACAUCUGAGUCAAGCAACUGGGAUACUCGUUGGUAUAAUUGGAUCGGUUCAGAGAAAAUUCCCUUCAUGGACCAAAGAGCAGCAGCUGAGAGGAGGGUUAGCAGCCUACAAUGUGGGGUUGGAUAAUGUCCACUGUUUCAGUAGAGUGGAUGAGAUGACCACUGGGGGGGACUACUCCAUGGAUGUUCUUGCCAGAGCUCAAUUUUACAGACGUAAUGGUUAUUAAAGUCAACUCCGUGAUUGCCUAGCAGUUUUCGAUUCAGUUUUCGAUUAAGACCAUUGUGAAGUAAAUGACAUAUCCUCUGCUAUCUCAUCAAAAUUUAGACUGAUGUUUAAUUGUUAAUUAAUAAUGAUUCAUUAAUCCAGAUCCUUGUCCUAUGGUGCACAUUUUUCUUUUGGCCUAGCAGUAAUACACUUGAGUCAACUCAUCAAACUUUUAGUUCGGAAGCACAGAUUUAUAACAUUCUAGUUCAUAUAAUUUUCCAAUCCAACGUAAUGAGAGAAAUGUUUCUGACCUAUUUGUGCUUAAUCUGUGAUUGUCUUGCACCGUCACUAUGUAUUGAAAUAACACGACUAGCUACAAUCUUAAAAAUAAAAUGUAUGAUUGCA
Oncorhynchus tshawytscha (Chinook salmon) is the source of this 1651-nucleotide messenger RNA. RefSeq names its product lysozyme G-like. Gene Ontology annotation, molecular function: lysozyme activity. Bases 801 to 1268 code for a protein of 155 amino acids. The transcript has 4 exons. The record is from RefSeq and is a predicted model, not a curated record. Lineage: Eukaryota; Metazoa; Chordata; Actinopteri; Salmoniformes; Salmonidae. Gene Ontology annotation, biological process: peptidoglycan catabolic process; defense response to Gram-positive bacterium. Gene Ontology annotation, cellular component: extracellular region.